Molecule: messenger RNA, 1461 nt
Organism: Cladophialophora immunda
Lineage: Eukaryota; Fungi; Ascomycota; Eurotiomycetes; Chaetothyriales; Herpotrichiellaceae
Exons: 4
Coding region: 1-1461 (486 amino acids)
Biological process (GO): transmembrane transport
Cellular component (GO): membrane
Molecular function (GO): transmembrane transporter activity
Source: RefSeq, a predicted model, not a curated record
AUGGAUCUGGAAGUAAAGCAGCCCCAGCAUGAAACCUGCGAGAACGUUCAAAUCGAACUUGUGCCGGAGAUUGACCCUGCUAUGGCACGACGCAUCACCAGCAGAUGUGACAUGUAUCUCCUGCCCUGGCUUUUUGGCAUCUGGUUUUUCUGCUUUCUGGACCGGGCCAGCAUUGGAAAUGCCAAAAUCGAAGGACUCGGCAAGGACCUGGGUCUGACUGGUGACCAGAUUAACAUCGCCCUCUCGAUCUUUUUCGUCUCCUAUAUCUUGGUGGACAUUCCGAGCAACUGGCUGGUUAAAAGACUCAAGGCGGGGUGGUAUCUACCUGGACUCUGCAUCGGCUUCGGUGUGGUGACAACUUGCCUCGGAUUUGUCAAAUCUUAUGCUGGACUUCUGGUUGCUCGAUUCUUCCUGGGCAUGUUCGAAGGAGGCAUCAUCGCUGGAAUUGUCCUCUACUUGUCCAUGUUCUACCCAAGAUCUCAGAUGGUCUCCCGAAUUGCCGCAUUCUAUUGCGCGUCACCAUUCAGCGGUGCAUUCGGUGGCCUUUUGGCGUCCGGAUUGUCCCAAAUCCAAUAUCGGGGCUUGAACCGCUGGCCUUGGAUCUUCAUCAUUGAAGGGAUCAUGACCACGUUGUUUGGUAUUGGAGCCUUCAUCUUCCUUCAGGACGCCCCCGAUACCGCGUCAUUCCUUAGUGAAGAGGAGCGCCGCGUGGCGGUACAGAGAAUGAAAUUUGAUAAUCCUAUUUGGGAGAGCGCCGAGGUGGGCAUUGAAAACAAGUUUCACUGGCGUUGGGUAAAGAUUGGUAUCCUGGAUCCCAACACACUUAUGGCAUCACUUGGAUGGUUCUUCAUCAUCGUUCCGAUCUACAGCUUUGCAUUCUUCCUCCCCACCAUUAUCAACGCAUUGGACUAUUCAAACACCGUCUCUCAGCUACUGAGCGUACCGCCAAACUUGACUGGGUUUUUUAUGGUUCUAUUCGGCGCUACUUUGGCCGAUAAAUUCAAACGACGUGGCAUUCUCCUCAUCAUCGGCUGUCUUCUUGGGGUUGCUGGAUACGUCAUGCUGCUCGCAAGUUCGAACCCUAGGGUACAGUACGGCGGCACCAUUUUUGUCGCUGCCGGGAUUUUCCCUUGCACACCACUUAUCCUCGGAUGGCUUUCGAGCCAAAUCACGCCUGAUUAUGCCAGAGCCACCGCCGGAGGCGCCCAGGUGUCAAUCGGGAACAUGGCGGCCUUUGUGGCUACGUUCUCCUAUGUGGCCAAGGAUGCGCCACGGUACCGAAAAGGCCACUUCAUCAACCUCGGCGCCUUGAUCUUGGCUAUCAUCACCGUUGCGCUCAAUAUGCUGUAUAUAAAAUGGGAAAAUGGCAAGCGUGCGCGCGGCGAGAGGAAUUACCGCAUCACCAGAGACGGAGAACAGUGGCUUGGUCAUCGCCAUCCGGACUUCCGCUACGUUCUCUGA